UUCCCGCCGAUUUUCUUAUUGUCUUACAGUGAUGUAUUUUCUACGUAUUAUAUUUCUGAAAAUAGACUUUUAAAUAGUAAAAUUUUUAUAUCUGUAUAUAAUAUUUUAAUUUUGGAAUUUGUACAUAUUUAAUAUAUGCUUUUCUUUGCUUUGUUAUUAUCUAUAUUCAUGUAAUAAGUUAUUGUUAGGUUAUAGUAAUGUGUCAUUGACAGAUUUGUCGAUCUUGUCAAUUGAUGUAAUGUUGUAAGAAAAGUUUUAUAUUUUACACGUAUUUAGAGAUCAUUGACAUGAAAAUGAUGGACAAUGAUGGACAAGACGAUUGUAUUGAGGCAAUUACUCCUAUUAAGAAAAAAAAAAUGAAACAAGCACAAUUGCCAUUUCAAAUGCAAUAUCAGUCAUCGAAUGUUGUUCAAAGUAAAAAAAGGAAAUUAACAUCACCUUCGACCGAGAAUAAUUCUCCGAAAGCAAUGAAAAUUUUUAAGAAAAGUUUGAAUACAGAUAUUGUAGGUAGUAAAUCGAAUAAUACAGAUAUUGAUACAGAAAAUGAAAAUGAUAUAGAAGAGAUAGAAGUUGAAAAUUUGAAAGAAAAUUCAACAUCUAAUAAAUUAAAAACUGAAAAUAAAUGUGAAACUCCAAGACAGAGUGGACAAAAAAUAUUAGAAAAACAAGAAAAAUUAAAGUCAAGUCCUUUAACAAAGUUCCUUCAAAAGACUGAUAAACAAAAAAAUAACUCAAAGGAAGAGUCUCAAAUUUCUUUGCAAGAAGAAAAAGAUGACUUAUUUAAAAAGACUUCUGAAAAAAAAUACAUAAGUAACAUAAGCGUAUCAGAGACAAGAAAUAAUUUAACCAAUACAAUAGAAGACUCACCAUCUAUUGUAAAUAAUUCUCCGACUCAGACUGAUUCUGAUAUUGCUAUUUUAUCGUCCGAUGAAGAUAAAGAUGAACAAACAAAAUCAAUUACUAAUACAAUAAAAGAUAUAACUAGUAUCUCAAAAAAUAUUAAGACUCCUAAAAUGGAAAAAAUAAAACAAAAAAAAUUAACACCUAAACAAGAAGAAAAGAAAUUAUUAAUUGCUAAAAGAAAAGAAGAAAGACAAAGAUCGAAAAUGGAAAAAGAAAAAAAAUUGGAGGAAGAACGAGAAAAUCGAAGAAAAGAAAAAGAAGAAAAACGUAAAGAAAAAGAGGAAAGAGAGAAAGCUGAAAAGGAGCAGAAGAUGAUGGAAAAAAAAAUGAAAGAACAAAAAAAACAAAUGGAAAUUGAACAAAAGCAGAAGGAAAAACAAGCAAAAGAGGAAGAACGUAGAAAGAGAGAAGAAGCUAAGGAAGAGGAAAAAAGAAAAAAAGAAGAAGAAAAGUUAGAAGCAGAACGUAAGAAACAAAAAGCAGCUACAACUUUUGCCAGUUUUUUCGUCGCUAAGAAACAAGAGAAAUGCAUUGAAGAUGAAAAUACAACCGAAAUAAAAAAUUUCAUGCCUUUUGAAAUUAAGGCGGAUAUGAAAAUAGCUCCAGUUUGUAGAAGAAUUUUAGAAGAACAGGAAAAAUUAUUAUUAGAUGAAAAAACAAAUAAAGGAAAUACGGAAAUAUCAAAUUUAUAUCUUAAUGAAAUUAAAGAUAAAAAAAUUGUUCCCCGCAAAUCAUUUAAAACUUGGCCACUUGAAGCAAAAGAUGAUAUAAUUUUAUUAGACGAAGAAAACGAAGGUAGUUCGAACAUCGUAAAUCAAGAUAUCGUUGUAGAGAAACAACGACCUAAAUUAUUACAAUUUUCUGAAAAUUUGCGUCCACCUUAUUGGGGUACAUGGAGGAAACGCAGCAAGAAUAUUAAUCCUCGAAGACCAUUUUCAAAAGAUAUGGAAUACUUCAAUUACGAAAUUGAUUCGGACGAGGAAUGGGAGGAAGAGGAGCCAGGUGAAUCGUUGCACGGUUCCGACGACGAGAAGGACGAAGAGAAUCCCGAGGACAACGAGUACGAUGUGGACAACGAUUUCAUGGUACCUCACGGGUAUUUAUCCGAUGAAGAGCUUCGCGCUGACGAAGAGGACAAGGAAGACAUGUCGCCUGAAACGCAAAAAGUUAGAUUGAAACUGCUCGGAGAACAAUUCGAGUCGGAAAGGAACGCGAAGACCUCGAAAUUGAAGCCGAAAAUAAUUGGCGUGAUUUGGCGAGGGGCCGAUAACAAUUUCCCGCCAAACGUACCAGCGAAGAUCGUAGACUUCUUGACAGCUCGCGAGGCUUGGGUUCGUCAAAUACCGUGUCCAGCCUUGCUGUCAACGCCAACCACGUCUGAGAACGAGACGGGUAACGAGCGCGGUUCGCCUUCGCCUACGCAGCAACAACACCAACAACAAGCGCCAUCCAGUUCGAAGAAGACACGAGUUCCGGAGGCGGCUGUGCCGGACCUGAUUCGCCUUGUGCACGGGAACGUGCAUGGCAGAGGAUUCCUUGUGAAAGAGUUCAUGACAUAUUGGAGCAAAAAGGAAGAUUCCAACGAGGGUAAUCGAAUCUCGAAGGCGAGUUUAUUGCAAAAGAUUCGCGACAUUGGAAAAUGGAUGCCGUGCCCGGACGAGGGGCCGAUGCAUUCGAAGGCUUGUUGGUACGUUGACGAGGAGAUCAGGAAGAGGUACGUUGACGAGGAGCUGCCGUUGCCGAAUCGAUGGUCGUACACUCUGAUUCCGAAGAAGAGGAGGAACGACAACUCGCAGAUGGUUGAGAAGGUGGAGAAGGAGGAUAAUAAGAAGAACGUGCCUUUGAUCACUCAAUUCACUAAAAAGAUCACCCAGGAGGAGAUGAAGAAACAGUUGAUCGUUAAGCCUAAUUGUACGCAAAGUAGAUCCACGGUCAAACCCCCGAAAAGGGCGAGGUUAAUUUCCGUUAAAAGGGGGGAGGAAUUGCCGAGGAUGUCGAGGGAGAAUUUGUUGAAAGAUCUCGUCAAUGUUGAGGAUGAUAAAGGUUCGAUCGAGAACAAUGAUAACGAUGUGAUCAUAUUGGGCAGCAAGAGUAACGAAAAUGACGAUCAAAAGGGGAAGGGAGAUAGACUUGUUGUUGCUGGUGCAACGGAGUCUGGGGAGAAGAGAAACGAAGAAGAAUCGUCGAACGACAAAAGUAUUACAUUAGCGUUGAAAUCUGAGGAUAUUGCAAUAUCCGAUAAAAAUGUGAGCGAAACUAUAGAUAUUCCUAUGAGCGAUUAAGCGAAAUGUUGUUGAUAACUUGUGAAAAAAAUUACAAACAGAUAUUUUCAAAUAUUUUACGUAGAAAGAAAAACUUUAAGAAUGUGAUAAAGACACAACUGUAGUUAUAUGGAUUAAAAAAGAAAAGAAAAGAAAAAAAAAAGAAACAAUAAAUUUGACGGAAUAAUAUUUUGUCGCAAUAUCAGUUUCAUGGAAUAAAUCAUAUUUUUGAUAUUAUUUUGUGUUGGAAUUUUCACCGAUGCGUUCAUGUUCAUGUUUUGCGUUAAAUCGAUCAUGCAUAUUCAGAAGGAUUCAGAAAGAAUAUAAA
Messenger RNA from Apis mellifera (honey bee), 3492 nucleotides. Its product is annotated as chromatin assembly factor 1 subunit A. Gene Ontology annotation, biological process: nucleosome assembly. Bases 288 to 3185 code for a protein of 965 amino acids. The transcript is spliced from 11 exons. The record is from RefSeq and is a predicted model, not a curated record. Gene Ontology annotation, cellular component: CAF-1 complex; nucleus. Lineage: Eukaryota; Metazoa; Arthropoda; Insecta; Hymenoptera; Apidae.